AUGAAAAUUUUAAGCAAGAAAAUAAUAAAGGGAGUAGGAUUUAUAAAAGUAAUUCCUGAAGAGGAUGAUGAUUUUUGCCAUAAAAGGGGAGAAAUUGUUAAGAAUCUCAUUGGUUAUCAUUGGGUUAAUUUCAUACAUAUGAAGUUGAAUUAAAAUAUAGAUAGUAAUUUAUAAAGAAAAUUGGGACAGAUUUCAUUAUGCAAUAUUAGAUUAAAUAAAACAAUAGGAAAUAUCAUCAGAAGCAGCAUUUAUAAUGGAAGAAGGAGUAGGUCAUUUAUGUUUGAUUGGAUCAGCAACAACAAGAUUGAAAUAAAAGGUAGAAAAACAAAUAUAAAAAAAAGGAAUUAGAAUGAAUAAAGAGAAAAGGCAAUGGAAGAAUUCUUUAGGGCAUCUUUAGUUGCCUUGGAAUAAGAUCAAUCAUUUGAAUAAAUUAAAUGUUUGAUAGUAGCAUCUCCAGGGUUUAAAAUUAUAGAUUUGUUAAGGAUGAUUUCUAUUUAUUUUUGAAGU
Molecule: messenger RNA, 507 nt
Organism: Paramecium sonneborni
Lineage: Eukaryota; Ciliophora; Oligohymenophorea; Peniculida; Parameciidae
Source: the annotation of a GenBank genome assembly